Molecule: messenger RNA, 1611 nt
Organism: Pleurotus ostreatus (oyster mushroom)
Lineage: Eukaryota; Fungi; Basidiomycota; Agaricomycetes; Agaricales; Pleurotaceae
Gene: SRP1
Product: Importin alpha subunit (Karyopherin alpha subunit) (Serine-rich RNA polymerase I suppressor protein)
Exons: 6
Coding region: 1-1611 (536 amino acids)
Biological process (GO): NLS-bearing protein import into nucleus
Cellular component (GO): nucleoplasm; nucleus; cytoplasm
Molecular function (GO): nuclear import signal receptor activity; protein binding
Source: RefSeq, a predicted model, not a curated record
AUGGACAACGGCGCAGAAUCUCGCACUCAGAAGGCUCGGCGUGAUGCCUACAAGAACAAGGGUGGCCUGAAGCAGGACGACCUCAGACGUCGCAGAGAAGAACAGCAGGUGGAAAUUAGACGACAGAAACGUGAAGAGAACAUCUCCAAGCGAAGGAAUUUCCUGCCCUCUGCCGGUGCCGACUCCGAUGAGGAAGUUGGUGGUGGUAGCUGGGAUCCACCAUUGGCCGAUGAGAUGAUUAGUGGCGUCUUCUCAGACGACGGGGAUCGCCAACUCGACGCGACAACCAAGUUCCGCAAACUUUUGUCCAAAGAAAAGAACCCUCCCAUCGAACGCGUUAUCGAGUGUGGUGUCGUUCCCCGUUUUGUUGAAUUUUUGAAAACUGGCGCCUCUAUGCUCCAGUUUGAGGCUGCUUGGGCUCUCACCAAUAUCGCGUCCGGCACAGCAGAGCACACACAGGUCGUGAUUAACUCUCAGGCUGUUCCCGAAUUCAUUAAGCUCUUGUCUUCCCCCGUUCUUGAUGUUCGCGAGCAAGCUGUCUGGGCGUUGGGUAACAUCGCCGGAGACAGCCCACAGUGCCGAGACUAUGUAUUGCAGCAGGGUGCUUUGAGGCCACUGUUGGCCCUCUUGAGCGAGCAACACAAGCUCAGUAUGCUUAGAAACGCUACUUGGACGCUCAGCAACUUCUGCCGUGGUAAAUCGCCCCAGCCUGACUGGGAAUUGAUCUCCCCUGCCCUUACUGUUUUAACAAAAUUGAUCUACUCUCUCGAUGACGAGAUCCUGAUUGACGCCUGCUGGGCCAUCUCUUACCUCUCCGAUGGCUCCAACGACAAAAUCCAGGCUGUGAUCGAGUCUGGUGUUUGCAGGCGUCUCGUCGAUCUCCUCAUGCACCCUUCUACAUCUGUCCAGACUCCGGCUCUUCGUUCAGUCGGGAACAUCGUGACCGGUGAUGACCUCCAAACCCAAGUCGUCAUCGCGUCCGGUGCCCUCCCCGCUCUCCUCUCCCUUUUGUCAUCGCCUAAGGAUGGUAUCCGCAAAGAGGCAUGCUGGACGAUUUCUAAUGUCACUGCCGGCUCGCCGCCACAGAUCCAGGCCGUUAUCGAUGCCAACAUCAUCCCUCCCCUCAUCAACAUCCUUCAGAACGCCGACUUCAAGACACGCAAGGAAGCUUGCUGGGCCAUCUCCAACGCCACGUCUGGCGGUCUUCAGGAGCCCUCGCAGAUCCGCUACCUCGUAACUCAAGGAUGCAUCAAGCCCCUCUGUGAUCUGCUGACCAUGAUGGAUAACAAGAUCAUCCAGGUUGCUCUUGAUGGUCUCGAUAACAUCCUGAAAGUUGGCGAGAUGGACAAAAGUGCUGCAGGUCCUGGUGCGAUAAACUUGUAUGCGCAAUAUGUGGAGGAGGCUGGUGGCAUGAUUACGAUCCAUAACCUGCAACAACACGAUAAUUUGGAGAUUUACAAGAAGGCGUUCAAUAUUAUGGACAAGUACUUCCCAGAUGAAGAAGACGUUGAUGCUGCGAUCAGUGCCCCAAGCGUCGAUGCCUCGGGUGCAUUUGCUUUCCACUCGGAUAUCAGUGCCCCACAAGGAGGGUUCAGCUUUGGACAACAAUAA